AUGCAUAUGUCCACUAAAAUCGUGCUGUUCGUAGUAACAGCACUAUGGUCUUCGCUCGAGGUUACUGCUACUCCACUGCUAUUGAAGGACGGCUUUAACAGUGGUGUGCUCGAAUCACGAUACAAUCGGGAUGAGACAGCCACGACUAGUGAUGAUUUCGGUAAAACCUUCAUCGAAUAUUUCCUUGAUAAAAGGGGAUCAGAUCGCACCACUAUCUUCUAUACCGCAGUUCCCGACGACAACGACUUAAAUUUGGUCGACGACCUGGUUUGCGCUAUAGGACGUGGCGUUCUUUAUUCUGAUGUUUUCCCACGUGCUGGUAUCGAAACAGCCCUGGAUUGGAGACAUACCCUCAGUACUACCAAGGCAGUCGGCAGUAUGUUUAGUUAA
This is a messenger RNA of Penicillium lagena, 390 nucleotides long. RefSeq lists its product as uncharacterized. The transcript has 3 exons. NCBI's taxonomy places the organism in Eukaryota, Fungi, Ascomycota, Eurotiomycetes, Eurotiales, Aspergillaceae. The record is from RefSeq and is a predicted model, not a curated record. Bases 1 to 390 code for a protein of 129 amino acids.